Cucurbita moschata (crookneck pumpkin) is the source of this 917-nucleotide messenger RNA. RefSeq names its product transcription factor TCP11-like. NCBI's taxonomy places the organism in Eukaryota, Viridiplantae, Streptophyta, Magnoliopsida, Cucurbitales, Cucurbitaceae. The coding region runs from base 104 to 736 and encodes 210 amino acids. Gene Ontology annotation, molecular function: DNA-binding transcription factor activity; sequence-specific DNA binding. The transcript has a single exon. The record is from RefSeq and is a predicted model, not a curated record. Gene Ontology annotation, cellular component: nucleus.
CGAUCGGAACGAACCCUAACACCCUUCUAACAUCAACAAGCACAAAAUCCCCCUUUCACAUUUCUUCCUCUGAAAUCAAAUCAUCAAUCAUACUAUUUCAACUAUGGUAUCCGAAAUCCUUCCCCACAAAUUUCCCUCUUCCUCCGAUCCCCAUCCUCAGACCACCGCUUCUCACUCACUCGCAGUCGCCACUGAUUCAUCUCUGCCCAACACAACGCAACCCGUCGUCCAUCGCAAAUCCUCCACCGCUUUGUCCUCGUCAUCUUCGAGGGACCGCCACACCAAGGUCAACGGCAGAGGGCGCCGUGUCCGCAUGCCGGCUCUCUGUGCCGCUCGCAUCUUUCAGUUGACGUGCGAGCUUGGCCAUCGUUCUGAUGGCGAGACCAUCGAGUGGCUUCUCCGUCAGGCUGAGCCCUCUAUCAUCGCAGCCACUGGUACUGGGACUAUUCCGGCUGCUCCGAUCUCCACCGUUUCACCGGUUAUGGCCUCGUCUGCUCCAUCGGUUGCUUGUAGGGUUCAGCCGGUGGCAGUGGCUGCUGCUGCUGGUGGGCAGAGAAUGUUCGGGAUGCCACCGCCGAGCUGCCGUUUGAAUUUAUGCCAGCCGGUCGGGAUGAAUUACUCUGCUGGCGGGGAUGAUUACCGGUACAUGCCGUUCACUGCGCUUCUGUUGCAGCCGGCGACGGCGGACGAGGCGGAGGAGAGACAUGAGGCGGAGGAGAUCUUCAGAGAACAAUAGAAAAUUGAAAUGAUCAAACAGAACACAGACAGCAGUUUGAAAUUGCAGUAUGGAAAUCUUACCCUUUUCCCAGCCCUUCUUCGUUCACCUUCCUCUCAUUCUGGUUAUGGCUGGAAUUUGUAGAGGCAUGAAGAAACUGUAUAAUCUUCUACUGCAAUGGAAAUUCAUCUUCUUUUUUUUU